Messenger RNA from Neurospora hispaniola, 632 nucleotides. RefSeq lists its product as uncharacterized. Lineage: Eukaryota; Fungi; Ascomycota; Sordariomycetes; Sordariales; Sordariaceae. The transcript has a single exon. Bases 197 to 526 code for a protein of 109 amino acids. The record is from RefSeq and is a predicted model, not a curated record.
GCUCCAGUCCCCCGUUAUCAUAGCACAUGCCAGCACAUUUCAGAUGCCUUGAGUUUCCAUCUGGUCUCUUUGGUCUCCCAUGUCCAUCUGACAUCGCAUACAGGAACCCUUCCUUGGCUCUUCCGUCCGAUGUAGCUUAGCCUCUUCUACAAGUAUCUUCCUCUUCAUUCAUCUUUGACAUCUGACAUUUCAACAGAUGGGUUAUACACUAACUACAACCAACUUUCACCAAGGUAUACCGUGCCCGGAAACUAUUGUUUCUUACUUUUAUUUCGUGGAAGUAUUUAAUAUCACAAUCCGUUUCGUUGUUCCGUGUAACUCGACCAGAGAACGAAUGCUCCAUAAACAUCAUAGUAUAAAGUAUGGGAUAGGUAUACCGGUCAAUGCCACGAAAAGGCCAAGGGGCUGUCGUCCUCGCUCAAUUGAGAACAAACAACAAAGCCCAACCAAUUACCUAUUGCUAAUUACAUACAUUUUAUGUAUAAUUGUCAUGAUCCCUGGUGGUCAACCAACUAGGACCAACUAGACGUGUAACUUCCCCGCGAUUUUGACCUUUUUAAGCGAAACCCCUUGAGGAAUUGAGGCAGACGAGUAAGUAGGUACAGACUUGCACACUGCAUGUAGAAAAGAAA